Molecule: messenger RNA, 597 nt
Organism: Closterium sp. Naga37s-1
Lineage: Eukaryota; Viridiplantae; Streptophyta; Zygnematophyceae; Desmidiales; Closteriaceae
Source: the annotation of a GenBank genome assembly
AUGGGCCAGAUGUUUCGGUCACUAGCAUGGCGGUUACAAUGUAACAAGGGUCAUGUUGCCGUCUCAACUCUCCCUUCUCGCCUCCUCCUUUCCUCUCACCUCCUCCCUUUCUUACACCUCCUUUCCUCACCUCCUCCCUUUCUUACACCUCCUUUCCUCUCACCUCCUCCCUUUCUUACACCUCCUUUCCUCUCACCUCCUCCCUUUCUUACACCUCCUUUCCUCUCACCUCCUCCCUUUCUUACACCUCCUUUCCUCUCACCUCCUCCCUUUCUUACACCUCCUUUCCUCUCACCUCUUCCCUUUCUUACACCUCCUUUCCUCUCACCUCCUCCCUUUUUAAUCCACCUCCUCCGUUCCACCCAUCAACCUUUCUUCAUGCUCACCUCCUUCCAGUCUGCUGUUGCGCACAAUGCCGUUCACCACCCCGCUAAAGAGAAUGCUGUCGUCGAGAGGGAAUGGGAGGACAAAGAGGGAAUGCGAGAGAAGAGUAAGGGGAAAGGAGGCGGACGGGAGAGUGAAAUGGGGGCACAGAUGGCGGUGAAGCGGGGAAGUGGGGUGGUGGGAGGGAGGGGAGGAGGAAAGGGCAGCAACUAG